UUCUAAUCUCAUUGAUUUUUGUGUUUCGUAUUCCCUGAUGGCCACAGCGCUGGUGGGGAGAACGAUGGAACAGAAGCCAUUCCCAGUGUGUCAGUCAGUAGCCUAGCUCACCCAUAGUUGGCCUUAUGGAUAUCUAGAUAACACUGUACAACAGGGAUAGCAGCGGACAGCUCAAGUGCCUUGGAUUGUGCUGGUUGUGGCUCAUGAUCAAUUGAACCUUUUAAGGGCCCCAGGUAGUGAGCGACUAGCACAAGGAUGAGUGAUUGGGGCGUUGCACUGUUGGUCAUCGUCAUCUGUGCUGUCGUGGCGGUGGCAGCGGCGGUGUUGUUCCGGCUGUUUGGCAUCUACCAUCUUGCAGCGUGUUUCGCCAGUGACGAGGAGAAGGCGGUGUUAACGAAGAACGAACAGGGGAAUGGCUAUAUGGUGAACCAUUCUGAGAGCGCUGAGUUUGUUCUGGACACGAGUGGGAAGUUUGUACAGUAUGACACUCUCAACUCGGACCCCAAGUACCUCAACCUCGAGGCGGGCAAGGUAGCCAAGCAGGAAAGUGUUGAAAGGACCAGUCCAGUAUCCGUUGGGACGAGCUCCGUCACCUCAGAUAUUGACUUCACUCAUGCCGGUAUACGCCGAGCAGAGUCGUGCGAGAGCGUCGCUUCCGACUCAUCUGUCCUCGAGAUGCAGCCGGAUAUGCCAAAAAUUGGGCAGCUUGAGUUUGCCCUGGAAUACGACAGGGAGGUCUCUGAGCUGAUUAUCAGCAUUAUCCAGUGCCGGGAUCUGGCCGCUAAUCAGUACUCUGGCACUCUGGACACAUUCAUCCGUGGAGUGUUGCUUCCUGACUCUGGAGCAAAGUUCCAGACAAAGACCAUUAAACACUCUACAGAUCCAGUGUACAAGGAGCGCUAUCUGUUUACCAUAGAACCGGAACAUCUGGACAGAAGGAUGCUCCAGUUCCAGGUGUAUGCUGUGGACAAAUAUGCCCGCCAGAAGGUGAUAGGAGAGGCAGAUAUCCGAGUUGGGGACGUUGACCUCAAUAUGCCUAUCAAGAUGUGGCUCAAUCUCAGAGAUAUUGCUGAAGAGAAACCAACUGAGUAUGGCGAUAUCCUGUUCUCGCUGAGCUACCUUCCAACAGCCGAGCGGUUGACCAUUGUGAUAGUAAAGGCCAGGAACCUCAAGUGGAGGGAACACAAGGACAGCGGAGAUCCUUUUGUGAAGGUAUACCUGAUGCAGAAUGGCAAGAAGAUCUCGAAGAAGAAGACGACUGUGAAACGAGGAGAGAAGAACCCUAUAUUCAACGAGGCCAUGAUCUUCUCUGUACCUUCCACAGCUUUACCCACUGUCCAGCUCCGAAUAACUGUCGCAGAGUUCCUUCCAGACAAUCGAACGCCAUCAUUAGGUCACGUGAUCGUUGGCGCAAACACUUCAGGAACGGAAUUAUCCCACUGGAAUCAAAUGAUGACGUCACUACGGAAACCUGUGGCAAUGUGGCACUAUCUAAGGAAAUAAAGCGUCGUGACAUUUACUUACUGGAUGAUCAAAUAUGAAUGGAUUACUCAAGAGGACUAACGUGUAAAGAGUGGUUGGCAAAUGGCGUCAGGUUAGGUGACAACUAAGCAGCGGAGGUGAGAAAAGCAUUGCGCAAGAAAGUCCCGAGACACGCUAGACGAUGGGCGUGGCACCUGAUGCAGGGGAGCAGAUGUUGACAGGCUGUCAAUGUACGUCAUACAUUGAAAUAUAUCUGAAUACAUUUCACAGCCACCAGGAAUUGACAUUAAACUAAUGCCAUAUAUUUCCCAAAAUGUUUAAUUUGUUAGAAGUGAAAUCAAAAUUAGAUCAUACAGUGAUCAAAGUAGAGAUUUGUUAUUAAUUGCUUUAUUUUAUUGAUGGGGUCGGAGAUUUGGGGAGGUGUCCUAGCUUCUUGUCCUAGCGUCCUAGUCAAUGAUUAAAUCGAGCACUCUCAGUUGAAAAUAUAGAUGCUACAUGCUAUAGUUAGUAUUAAGAAGCUAGGAAGUACUACUAUACCUAAAACAACCACCAUUUCCUUAUCCUGUUUGUGAUAUUUUAUUGGGUUAAAGCCAGAAGAUGCUCCACAAUAGGUUUUUUCAUAAUAAUGUCGCUGCUGACACCGGUUUGAUUAUUCAAACUGAAUAAGAUACCAUCAGUGAAAUGAGAUGUAACUGACAUAGUAUUACAAACGAUAUUAAAUAAAUAAAAACGACAACACUAAUUAUUAUUACGAAAUGAUAACAAGAGCAGUAUUUCAAGAAAACAGAAUUGGAAUAACAAUUGCUAAUACUAAAUGAAAUUCAGCAGUGUAUGAAAAAUAUUCUGCUCCCCUCAAUAAGUAUAUACUAUCUUACAAAAGAAAGUAUAUACCCAUGUCUGUUAAUGACUAAUACUGAAAACAAAUUAUAGAGUUGGUUGUUUAGUGGCUAUAAGGAUUUAGUCGUGGUUUUAGUUCGCGAUGUUUCGGCCUAAUAACGUGUUCAAUUUUGAGUGGAAGUGAAUACUGUGGUUUGCCAUCCAGUAUAUUGUCAUAGAAAGAGGAACAAAUAAAGAUUUCACCAAGAUUUCACCAAGAUUUCAUACUGUUAUUUCGAAAUUACCAUCGCAUAAUGGAAAUAUUGUUGAUGUAAGCGAAAUACAAACAAAUACAAUUUUUUCUAGUUUACCACGUUUCACGGGAUCAGGUGGGAUCAAUACACAAUAAUAGACAUACUUGAAUGAUUUGCUUAUGAAGUAUCGGCAACAGUCAAUCUGGUCGCGUUUUAUCUUACGUAAUACACGGUUUGUACGGUGCUUGUAGAAAUCUCGGUUCACCGUUGCGCUACCGCCAGUUCAAAGGGAGCUAACCACUCCCCUGUCAUACCCUUGAAGUUAUUCGUCAUUGAAGUCCUUUAUUAUCAUUAAUAUUUGCAAUGUAUUGUAUUUGAAGCACAUAUGCUUUAUUGUUUUCAACGUCUGAGAGUUUAUAUAACAAACCUCUUGGUUUUGUUCACUUGUUAGACUAUUGUUUUGUUGGCAAUUCUUGUGAUAGACGAUUUGCAGUUACCUGUUGUCAGUUUCCUUCCUUACCCAAUAUUGUAAAGCAGUUGAAUGUACAUUCACGUGUGAUACUCUAUAAUUAUUCUCAAAUAUAUAUGUAUAUAAGAUAACCACAAAGUUAUUUUUGUUACCAUUUAAUGCAUAUAUAUGUACGUAUCAAGUUGAAAUACGUUAUAGAUGCUAUGGGACUUAUUUUUGCUCAAUCAAAAAGUGAUUCAAACUGCUAUGCCUUUGCCAGAUAGGAUAUACUCAAUCUAUCUAAGACAGCUCACACAAGAAAUCAUAUUACAAAUAAUCGUAUUCAAAAUAUUUGUUUAGUAUUCUUCGUCAAAAUCUGAAUAUAAUAUGUACGUGCUGUAUUAUAAACUACGGUAUUGAGUGAUUGUUCGUGACGAUGUUUGGACCAAAUUGAUUUUGACCCGACUUUGAAGGAUUUGCCCCCAAAUUGACGUUAAACAGUAGAACCGCAGUAUCUGCAGCCCCAGCACCAGAGAAAUAGUUCGACGUAUCCGUGUUUCGACACAUCAGACUCGACCUUAUAACCGCCUGAGGAGUAGAAGUUCGACACAUCAGACUCGACCUUAUAACUGUCUGAGGAGUAGACGUUCGACACAUCAGACUCGACCUUAUAACCGUCUGAGGGGUAGAAGUUCGACACAUCAGACUCGACCUUAUAACCGUCUGAGGACUAGAAGUUUCUACUGAUGUGUGUUUGUUUAUAUUCUACUCACAACUUUGCUACGGAUACUGACUGAACUUCAUUCACUCUGCCAGUAAAUAUAUAAACUGAGGGGCAAAAGAAAGUAUACCUCCAGGAUUGUGUCUUAAAAAGAAACAAAAAGAAAUAAUAGUGAUGUCUUUGAUACGGGUAGCAGAGUUUGCGGUUCUUCGGCCACUGCUCAGCCUGGUAACGUUUUGAUUACAUUUGUAACUUUUUGGCCAGAUCCAAUUAUCAAGUGUGUUCUCUCUUUUUCCAAACAGUUUAGUUUUCAUGAUAUAUAGGGGAUAAUUUGUAGACGCUUUUAUCACAUAUCAUGUAGACGUUCAGAUAUUGAGCACUGUUGAAACCACCCAUUCUUUCAUACACAUUUAAUAUUCUCAAUCAGAUGAAUUUAACAUAGAUUCUCUACCUAUUAUAAUAGCAUAUUUGGAUAGAAUAUGUAUUUACAAUAUUUUAUUAAUCCGUUUCUAUAUUUAUACUGCAAUGCUUUAUCUACCUAGUCAACUUUAGUAUAUGUGUGAUACAAGGUGAAAUAUACUGUUCCAAUGAUACUUCCUACUUUCAUGUAAGUUGUUGAAAGGGAGACAAACAGGUGUAUCACGUGAAACAUAUUUGCAAGAAGUCGCAAUACUGUUGAAAGUAUUAAUGUAACCUUUAUACUUAUACGUCAAUUUGAAAAUUGUGAGUUAUAUUACCACUGACAGACAAUCACAUACAGGUUCAAAUUCGAACAAGGUAUGUGUAUAUUUAACGAGCAUGGCAGACGCACGUGGAUGCCAGUGGUGACUGUCUGCUCAGAUUGACACACGUGUCAAAUAUAACUGAAAUGUGGAGGAUGCAUGUUUCCCAUCCUAAUGCUCACGUGGUAUCAUGUUUACCUCUCCUAUGUUUACAACUCAUGUUUGUUUCCCUGUCUCUGUUUGUAUUGAUCUCCCAUUUAUGUAUAUACAGUGUGAAAUAAAACAAGGAUAUGGACCA
Molecule: messenger RNA, 4741 nt
Organism: Haliotis rubra (blacklip abalone)
Lineage: Eukaryota; Metazoa; Mollusca; Gastropoda; Lepetellida; Haliotidae
Product: synaptotagmin-12-like
Exons: 9
Coding region: 256-1503 (415 amino acids)
Biological process (GO): regulation of dopamine secretion; cellular response to calcium ion; regulation of calcium ion-dependent exocytosis
Molecular function (GO): phosphatidylserine binding; calcium-dependent phospholipid binding; calcium ion binding
Source: RefSeq, a predicted model, not a curated record